UCUUAUUGUAAAUAUUUAUUAAUGAAAGUUGGAGUUACAGGCAUCACUGGAUAUCUAGGAUCUGCAGUCGGAAAACACCUUCUUCAGUGUGGAAAGUAUCAUGUCAGAGGAUCAGUAAGGAGCUUAGAAAAUGCUAGCAAAAUCAACCCCAUCAAGCAAGCCUACAAACCUUAUGAAGAUGCUUAUGAAUUGAAAGAGGCAAAUCUUUUAGAUGACGACAGUAUCUAUAAGUUUGUGGAAGGAUUGGAUUACGUCAUUCACGUUGCUUCACCGUUCCCUGAUAUAUCUAAGAAAAUGGACGAAGAAGAACUUAUUAGACCUGCUGUUGACGGAACCUUGAGUGUCUUAAGAGCUUCACAACAAUUUGGAAUUAAAAGAGUUGUCGUAACAGCUUCAACAGCCACUAUUUCAGAUCCAGGAGGCAUGAAGUUGAUGUAUGAUCAUACUGAUCAAGUUGACCCUGACAGUAUAAUAAAUGCAUAUGUGAAGAGUAAGAUUCUAGCUGAGAAUGCUGCUUGGGAAUUUGUAGAAGAAGCCAAAGAAGAAGGAUCACCUGUUGAAAUGUCAACCAUUCAUCCAGCAGGAAUUAUUGGGCCAACUUUAACCAAGGAAACUGAUUUCACAUCAAUGGUUUUAUUGAGAAAAAUUAUGACUGGAAAAGUCCCAAUGCUACCCAGAGUCACUCUAGGAUUCACUGAUGUAAGAGACCUUUCUGUUGCUCAUGAAAAAGCACUAUUUGCUAAACCAUAUCAAAGAUAUGUUACAGCUGCAUAUUCGUUAUUUUUAAGUGAAGUAGGCGAAAUCAUCAAAAAAGAGUUCGGAGACAAAGGUCUUAACCCAACUACCAGAGAGAUGCCUCAUAUACUUGCAAGAAUGAUAGCCCCCUUCAACUCCGGUCUCAAAGGAUAUCUCGGCAAAUGGGGGAAGAAAAUCAGAUACGACUGAUCCCUCGCUGAAAAACACCUUUCCUACACCCAAAGACCCGUUGCAGAAUCUCUCAUAGACAUGACAAACAGCCUCAUCGACCAAGGAUACAUCACACUCAAGAAAUAACCCCCUAUCUAUAAAUUUCAGCACCUAUCCAC
Messenger RNA from Moneuplotes crassus, 1085 nucleotides. Lineage: Eukaryota; Ciliophora; Spirotrichea; Euplotida; Euplotidae. The record is from the annotation of a GenBank genome assembly.